This is a messenger RNA of Oppia nitens, 1944 nucleotides long. Its product is annotated as SUN domain-containing protein 2-like. NCBI's taxonomy places the organism in Eukaryota, Metazoa, Arthropoda, Arachnida, Sarcoptiformes, Oppiidae. Bases 244 to 1758 code for a protein of 504 amino acids. The transcript is spliced from 7 exons. The record is from RefSeq and is a predicted model, not a curated record.
UGGUAUUUCAAUAAUAAAUGCCAUAAAAAACGUUUUCACAAAAAAACUGUUGUUUGUGUGAGCAGUGAAGCAGCGAUUGGACGCCAUUUUGGAUGCGAUAUCUUCACCAAUACUUUGAGACAAUAAAUAAAAAAAACAAAAACAAAAAAUUGUCUACAAAUUUCUUGGGAAGUGAUAUCACCACUGAUUUUAAUUAUUAAAUUCAAACCAAUCGUUGAAAAACUUCAAACAAAUUAGCGGCAAAUGAGUCGUUUCGGUGGCCAAUCAAGUCCGUGGACAUCGGGUGCACCGCCAAGCUAUGGCUAUGGCAAUCAUCAUGCACCGCCAAUGCCUCCGCAAUACGCCGCACCGCAGCCGGCUUACGGUCAGUCUGGCCCGUGGAGUAUGUCGCCGCAAAUGCGCAACACUGGCGGCGGCGGCGGUGGUUGGGGCGGUCAACCUACACCCGCUUUGCAACCAUAUCAGCAGCAACAACAACAUCAGCGACGACCGGGCGGCGGUGGUGGUGGUGGUCAACAGUUUAAUAUGAGACCCCCGAUGUCUGGCCCAACUGGUAAACGGGCAAAUCAAUGGGAUAACGGACCGCCAAAUAAGCGAUUCAACAAUAAUAAGGGUGGCCGAGGCGGUGGACAUCAUGGAGGAGGAGGCUAUUGGCGUCAAGGAGGCGGCGGUGGCCAACAAAAUAAGAACCGAAACAACAAUAAUAAUAGUAAUAAUAAUACUAAUAAUAAUAAUAACAAGAAUAACAACCGAAACAAUAGUAACAAUCGGGAAGUGAAUCGAAACAAACAACAAAUUGAUACACAACUUGAAAGACGACAACAACAUGAUUUGGCCCAAAAGUCUGCAGAAUCGUUGGAAAAUAAGGAGUAUCCGAUUGAGACACAGGUUGCCAAAGCAGGAGACGACGACAAGAAUAAGAAUUUAGACAUUGAUUCGGCACAAGAAAAAUAUUUGUUGGCUGUCUUUGGUUAUGUUUGCCAGGUUUGCAGUGUAUUCUUGAAAGACAAAACCGCUCGCUUUGAUCACUGCAAGAGUGAACAACAUUUGGAAAAGUUUAAUGCAUCAGAAGAGGAACGGAUCAACAAAGAGAAAGCAGAAUCCGAUAAGAAUCCAAAGACAGAGACUAAUGAAUCCAAUGAACAAACGACGACUAAGACUACUACUGCUACUACAGAAGCGACAGUAACUUCAGAGACGUCGCCGCCGAAGCCGGAGAUAGCUUCAGAAUUGCCAAACGGUGAGGCAAGCGAUGCAAAGACGACGACAGAACAGACGACAAGUGUCACCACCGAUAAACCAAUUGAUUUGACUGAUAAACCCAAAGAGGAGCCAAAAACAGAGGCCAUUACUACUUCAUCUACUACUCCUACAACUACUAAUCAACCGGAAGAAAUAAAAUCUGAAGAAAAGGCAAACAUUGCUGAGCCAAUCAAUGAUAAAACGGAUGAUAAAACUAGUGAAUCCAAUGCCCCAACAGGUGCUACAGUUGCCGCCACCGCCGCCGUCGCCGACAACACACCCACGGCUACCUCUGCUGCCGCCGCCGCCAACACUAAUACGGCUACCUCUGCCGUCACCGCCGCCCCUAACAGCGGCCAACCCAUACAGCCCACCACUACUCAAAACAAUCAAAAUAAUUAUUCGGGUCAGGAGUUUAACCAAAACAGAGGUCGCGGCUAUCGAGGUGGACGAGGAGGUGGAAAUCGAGGUCGCGGCGGCGGUCGUGGUCGCAAUCGCGGUCGGGGCCGCAAAUGAGUGGCCACUCUUAUUUUCCUCUAUAUAUAUAUAUCUCUCUCUCUCUCUUUAUUGGCUCUUAUAUUGAGUUUUCUCAUUUAAAAACAAUCUAAAGAUCUAAUAAUUGUUUUCAAACUGAUCGGUUGUUUUACUCAUUUAACGGUACUCUCAUAUGUGAACACAAUUUCAUUCAUAACUUUUUAAAAA